Lottia gigantea (owl limpet) is the source of this 378-nucleotide messenger RNA. RefSeq lists its product as hypothetical. The transcript is spliced from 4 exons. NCBI's taxonomy places the organism in Eukaryota, Metazoa, Mollusca, Gastropoda, Lottiidae. The record is from RefSeq and is a predicted model, not a curated record. The coding region runs from base 1 to 378 and encodes 125 amino acids.
AUGAGAUCAAUAAAAACAAUAAUGUUAUACAGAGUUUUCUUCAUUAUCACAAUCAUCUCGUGUAUUGAUGGAAACUUCGUGUACCAUAAAGGAAAAUGUCCAGAUAAUAAAAAGCCAGGAGAAGAAUGGAUGACGCCUGAUUGUAAAAAUUGUGUUUGCCAAGAAUGGACAUAUUACUGUUAUGUAUGUCCACAUAGAACUAUCCACGAGAAAUUCGGUUGUUAUAUAGAGAAAAGGGAUACUACUGGUGCGUCCUACCCUGUGUGUUGUUUUCCUUAUAUUCAAGUUUGUCCGGAGGAUAAACAUUUUAGUAAACAGAAAUAUAAAGAUUAUAUAGACAAUUCCAGACAAAUUAUUCCAGCGUUUUCAAGAAAAUAA